Molecule: messenger RNA, 1464 nt
Organism: Cuscuta campestris
Lineage: Eukaryota; Viridiplantae; Streptophyta; Magnoliopsida; Solanales; Convolvulaceae
Source: the annotation of a GenBank genome assembly
CACUUCUAGGAUUCUUCUUCAGCGGUAGUUCAAAAAGGAGUGAAGUCUAAAAAAUAAAAGUUUUUAACUUUUAUUAUCCGGUGCCGCGCCAACCCUGGAGCAUCCAGCGACAGAGUGACCUAGCGGCGUCUUCCUCAGCUAUUUUCCGAAUCCAGCGACCAUUUCAGCGAGUCUGCUGCUUCAGCUCAGCACCUCAAUCCUUAGCAUCAUCAUCUACUCUCUUGUUUGAUUUUAGACUUGCCUGUUGUGGAGUUAUAAACAUGAAGAAUGACGAGCCAAUGAAUGGCAUGGAGAUGGAGAACGAUGAUCCUGUGGUUUCUGAGUCUGAAUCAGGAUCCGAAGAAGACGAAGUUUUAAAACUAUCUGAGCCUUCAAAGACUGCUGUAUACAACAAAGAAGGCUUGCUUGAUAAAAUGGGAGACAUCAGUUGGCCUAAAGAUGUGGACUGGAUACACAAGCUUUCCUUUGAUAUUGUUCAGGAGCAAGAAGUGGAUGUGAAUGAUGACCUGACUCGAGAGCUUGCCUUCUUCACCCAGGCGCUGGAAGGGGCAAGACAGGCAUUCACAAAGUUUCAGUCAAUGGGUCUGCCUUUUCUGAGACCCUCAGACUAUUAUGCCGAAAUGGUGAAAACCGAUGUGCAUAUGGAGAAAAUCAAGGGGCGACUCUUGGCUGAGAAGAAGAGGAUUGAGGAAGCCGAGGAAAGAAGGAAGGCAAGGGAGAACAAGAAGCUAGCGAAAGAGAUACAAGCUGAGAAGCUGAAGGAGAGGGCUAAGCAGAAGAAAGAGGACAUAGAGUCUGUGAAGAAGUGGAGGAAGCAGCGGCAGCAGAGUGGUUUUGCCACUGAUGGCCGAGACGGUGCCCCUAGUUUUGCCUUUGAAGAUGGGAAUUCAUUUGAGAGGUCAAGUAAGAAGAGGCAUGGGGUGGCUCCUGGUGAUCGUUCCGGAGGGAAAUCAAAACAAGGCGGCGGCGGCGGUGGUGGAAAGAAAGGGUUUGACAAGAAAAAGAAGAGCAGAGAGUAUAGGGAUUCCAAAUAUGGAUUUGGAGGGAGAAAAGGCACAAAAAAGCAGAACACUGCCGAUACCGCGGCUGACUUUGGGGACUUCAAGAAAACCGCGUCCCACGCGAAAAAGAAACAAAGAAGUUGAGGAACUUCUUAUACUGUACCAUUUUGUGGUUCUCUAUGGAAACUGGAAGAAACAGAGAGGUCAUGGUGUUCAAGCGGGCAACUGAAAUUCGUGUUGGGGGAAUGCUUGUUUGCCUAACUAUGCUAUAUAUAUAUUCAUGAAGAUUAUUGCUAUUUCAUUGAGUUCAAUUUCCUUUAUUAAGCUUACUAGGAGCAAACAUCAUUUUGUCCAUGGCGACUGGCUGCCUUUAAAUUCUGUUUUGUUAUUGACCUUAAAGAUCAUCAUCUUCUAUUUUAGAGCUUGCAUUGAAAAUCAUGAAAAAUCAAAUAGGAAGAUUCGA